AUGAAGUUUUCCGGCUUCCGUCUCGGUCUGCUGGCUCUCGUUGUAUUUACCUCCUCAAUCUGCUCCGCUGUGGACAUCACGACCUGGGACGAUCUUCCUGAGUGCGCUGUUGGCUGCUUCGGGUUCGCUACUUCAGAUACAUCUACUCCGUUCUCAUGCAAGCCAAGCAACAUCACCUGCGCUUGUAACUUCGAAGGCUGGAGGAUCGACCUGACCGCUUGUGUCGCCAACGGUGUCCCGGAGAAACAUGUGGACGGUUGUGUUGCAGAGAGUGUCGAGACGAGGAAGGCCAUCAUAGACUACACCCAGGAUAUCUUCUGCCCCACUCGCAACGAGACUCAAGAUCCGACAGCCACCCUUCCUGACAGCGACUGGGCCUACACCAUUACCGCCAAUACUCCCAAUACGUCGAUGACACCAAACUUCCCUCUCCCAACCGCCAAUGCAACUGCUGGACCUGCCGCCGCUACGGAGUCACCGCCUACCACCAGCACUCAGGUGGUCACUGUUGCUGGAACAGGUGGAUUCGUGCAGAGUACCGGCACCUCGAACGCUAGCAUCAAUGCUGCCUACGCAGCCUCGAGCGUGCCGAUGGCGUACCAGGAGAGUUCCUUUGCGGUGCUGGUCUUCCUAGCAGCCGUUGUUACCUUGUUUGGUUGA
This is a messenger RNA of Cyphellophora attinorum, 660 nucleotides long. RefSeq lists its product as uncharacterized. The record is from RefSeq and is a predicted model, not a curated record. The transcript has 3 exons. The coding region runs from base 1 to 660 and encodes 219 amino acids. Lineage: Eukaryota; Fungi; Ascomycota; Eurotiomycetes; Chaetothyriales; Cyphellophoraceae.